UUUAGUCACCCAGUAGUGAAGGGUGCCUAAAGUUCUAUGCAAAUACUUUUGGGUGUCAGCCAGGUCACUGAGCCAAGAGUCCUGCCCACUACCCUUUCUGGAAGAAAUAGCCAGCCUUUCUGUAAACACUUGGAGGAGUGGAACCGAAUGGACCUGGAGCUUUUGAAACUGCUCCCAGAAGUUGAGCUUAGACUGUCUAUGGAAUUCUCAAUACAAGGCCAGAGAGACUGCUCACUUGGUAAAAGGCAGCUGCUGUCAAGUUUGAAGAACUGAAUUCGAUCCCUGGGACCCACAUGGUGGAAAAUAAAACCUGAGUCCCACAAGUUGUCCUCUGACCUCCACACUCAAACACAUCCACAUACAACAGAUAGGUUCUUUGGCCGAUGACUUCGCGCUUGCUCAGGAACUUGCCAGCUGGGUGGUAUACAUCCACCUCCUCCUUCCACCGCGUCUUGCCCACUGCAACCUCUAGCUGGCUGUGACUGCGCAUGCGUACCGACGCCCCCUCCAGCCCCGGGUGGGAGGAGGAGAUGGUGGGAGGAGGUUGGGCCCCGCGGCUUGCCUGGCUCCUUGUUUCCCUAUCUCCUUCCCUCGGGCGGCGGCGUCUCCCGGCGCUCACAGGGCGGUGCAGACCCGAGGGUUGCAAGGUAGCACUCAAGGGUUAGCCGAGACGGGAGGGUUCCGGAGCCCCACCCCUGGGGAGAGGCCUCCUGGCAGGUCUCCCUAUCCUACGAGGUUCCCAGUUCUACACCAGGAAUGCGAUUUAGCGACCAGAAGGACAGGGUGGACACAGCAUCCAUGGACUGAGACUAAAGGCAGGGCCCCCACCCCGUCUCUGUGAAUUUGGUAUUCACCGGCGUCACCCCCACCCUCUUAACUGCUACCCCUGGGUUCCUCUGACAGCAAGAUGCUCGGUGGAAAUGUGAAAUCCGAGGCCACUUGCCAGGACCCGGUGACCAAAGGAGUCCCCCACCAGGACUUACCCAGCCAGCCCACCGCAUCUGGGAGCGUGCCCUCCGGGCCCCGCCGGCGGCCCCCACCCCAGCGCCCGCACCGCUGUCCGGACUGCCCCAAGGCUUUCUCGUACCCAUCCAAGCUGGCCACGCACCGACUAGCGCACGGCGGCACCCGCCCGCACCCGUGUCCCGACUGCCCCAAGGCGUUCUCCUACCCGUCCAAGCUGGCCGCGCACCGCCUCACGCACAGCGGAGCUCGCCCGCACUCCUGCCCGCACUGCCCCAAGGCCUUCGGCCACCGCUCCAAGCUGGCGGCGCAUCUUUGGACCCACGCACCUGCCCGCCCCUACCCAUGCCCCGAUUGCCCCAAGUCCUUCUGCUACCCCUCCAAACUGGCGGCCCACCGCCACACGCACCACGCCACCGACGCCCGCCCCUACCCUUGUCCACACUGCCCCAAAGCGUUCUCGUUUCCCUCCAAACUGGCGGCUCACCGCCUGUGUCACGAACCCCCGACUGCGCCCAGCAGCCAGACCACUGGCCACCACCGAUGCUCCAUUUGUGACCAGGCCUUUGGCCAGAGACGCCUCCUGUUGGUUCAUCAACGCAGCCACCACCAGUCCGAGGGCCAGGGAGAGAGGGAGUGAGCUGUCGGUCCAGCCGCCCAUCUGCCUCCACCAGUGUCAAUAAAGACCUGAAUUUCUAA
Molecule: messenger RNA, 1662 nt
Organism: Myodes glareolus (Bank vole)
Lineage: Eukaryota; Metazoa; Chordata; Mammalia; Rodentia; Cricetidae
Source: RefSeq, a predicted model, not a curated record